Molecule: messenger RNA, 972 nt
Organism: Vigna unguiculata (cowpea)
Lineage: Eukaryota; Viridiplantae; Streptophyta; Magnoliopsida; Fabales; Fabaceae
Gene: J8
Product: Chaperone DnaJ-domain superfamily protein
Source: RefSeq, a predicted model, not a curated record
CAUCUGCUCUACAAUUAUUAUUAUUAUUAUUUGCAAUCCAAAAUCAACGCAAAUUUUCAGCUUCCGACAGAUUCCCCGUCAAUUCAACUUGCCGUGUUCAUUGAUCCAUUCUCAACAAUAUCUCCCUCCAUCAAAACAUCAAAGUUUCGUUAUUUAUAGCCAGAGCCUUUCUGGGUGCUUCUGAGAUUUUCUCUUCUGAGAUUAUUUUCUGUUCGAUAUUUUUCGUUUUCGGAGAUUUUCGGAAUUAAGCCCUUUUCUGCAAAAAUGGCUGCUGCUGCGACUGCUGGGGUUGUUGGUGGUAAUGCUUCGUCUGCUUCCUGGAUGCAAUUCAAAGGCAAGGAAAGGAAGCAUGCCAAAAUCAACAGAUCUAGGGUUUGUUGCUCCUAUUAUUCUUCUUCUUCUGUGAUGGAUCCUUACAAAACCUUGAGAAUACAACGAGGUGCCUCUGAAUCUGAAGUCAGAAAGGCUUUCCGACAACUCGCUCUGCAGUACCAUCCAGAUGUAUGCAGAGGAAACAAUUGCGGGGUGCAAUUUCACGAAAUCAACGAGGCUUAUGAUAUUGUGAUAGCUAGGUUGAGAGGAGAAUCAAGUGCGACAGAAACUUACGAAAGUAUAUAUGAUAACGACAAUGAUGAGUCACUGAGAGGAAUGAACGAUCCAGAUUGGGACAUGUGGGAGGAGUGGAUGGGGUGGGAAGGAGCAGGAAUCCGUGACUACUCCUCUCAUAUUAAUCCAUACAUAUGAAUAUUUUGACCUUUUUUUUCUUUUCUGUUCAUAAUUAUUAGUCUUUUGAAUAAUCAUCAUCAUCCACACCAAAUCGUGUGGUUGGUGUGCUGUGUACAGAGUCCAAGUUGGAGUAAUGUAAAUUCCUCUAUGUAUAAUUGAAGUUGAGGAAAAUCCUUAAUAUGACAAGUGACAAAAAUUGUCAUUAUUUAAGCUUUAAAAUAAAUACAAAUAUAUAUUAUUAUUGCA